Messenger RNA from Saccharomyces eubayanus, 480 nucleotides. RefSeq names its product succinate dehydrogenase assembly factor SDH5 (gene SDH5). The coding region runs from base 1 to 480 and encodes 159 amino acids. The transcript has a single exon. Gene Ontology annotation, cellular component: mitochondrion. NCBI's taxonomy places the organism in Eukaryota, Fungi, Ascomycota, Saccharomycetes, Saccharomycetales, Saccharomycetaceae. The record is from RefSeq and is a predicted model, not a curated record. Gene Ontology annotation, biological process: protein-FAD linkage; mitochondrial respiratory chain complex II assembly; tricarboxylic acid cycle.
AUGUUUCCAACAGUCACAAAGACAUUGUCGCUGCAGCGCUACAGAAUCACUAGCCCUCUGGUUGGGUCCACUUCGUUGUUGCGCAGCCUUAGGUGGUACAGCAGCGAGAAAGAUGACCACGACGAUGUGAUGACAAGGAUCAAAAUGGCCCCUAUAAAGAGAACCAAUGAGCCACUGGACAAAAAGAGAGCACGGUUGAUAUACCAGUCUCGCAAAAGAGGAAUCUUGGAAACAGACUUGCUUUUGUCUGGGUUUGCCGCUAAAUAUCUGAAGAAAAUGAACCAAGAGGAACUGGAGGAGUACGAUUCGCUACUGAAUGAGUUGGACUGGGAUAUCUAUUAUUGGGCGACGAAGAACUACGAGAUCAGUCCCUUGCCUGAGAAGUGGGCCAAUUCAAAGUUGUUGACGCAAUUACAAGAGUUCAGCGAAAAUAAAGAGAAGGAAAUCCUGAGUAUGCCCGAUUUGUCCAAGUACCAAUGA